AAUUUGGGUAUAUAAAUGCUGAGAGAUGUCCCAAGUUGGCAAAACAAAAGUAGAGGCUUAAAUAAGGUUUGUAGUCAAGGAAUACCUGAUAUAUUAGUGAGACCAUAUCAACGGGAUUUUGUUGGAAGAAAAUUUUACGAAGAACCGAAUAGAAAAAUGUUCUUUUUCCUGCUUGUGUUCCCAUUACUAAGCAACAUACAGAUUUAUGGCGAGGAGAUGACCACCGAUCAACCAGCAUUAACAACGAUGAUACCUUACUCAACGACCGGAUCAACGAUACAACCCAAGAAGAACGGAACUCAAAAAGUUUGUGGAUCGAGUUCAAACAUUUGUCGACGAGGUUAUGACGGGGCACAGGGAGCACAGGGACUACCUGGGGUGCAGGGGAUCCAAGGACCAAGAGGGCCGCCAGGUAUUGAAGGAUGCAGGGGCCCACCUGGUCAUAUAGGCCCCCAUGGAAGUCCAGGAGUUCCAGGGGUUGAUGGGAAAGCAGGAAAAACUGGAGUAGUUGGUUUGAAAGGCGAGAAGGGGGACCCAGGUACUUGCACGUGUGAAGUUGAAAGGACCGCACCAGCAUCAUCUAGACAAGCUAGUGCAUCUUAUGUCAUCCCUGCACAGACGUUCAACACACCACUUUCAUCACCUUUUCUCGCCGCCAGUCGUGGGUCUGCGUUUUCUGUAGCACGAAUCACUCCGAUCAUGCCAAACACAAACAACACUGCAAUUACAUUCGAUGUGGUUUACGCUAAUCUGGGCAACGAUUUCGAUAUGAAAACUGGAUUCUACAAGUGUCCACUAAAUGGCACGUACUACUUUAAUACGCACGUGUACAAACACAAAAUUUUAAAGAAACCGUCUGUUCGUUUGUACAAAAACGAUGAGUACAUCAUGGUAAUUGACGAUUUCGCCCCGCCAAAUCGUCACGACUCCACGUCAAGCAGCGUUAUACUUAGUCUCGUUGAGGGAGAUCGCGUUUGGCUCGAACUCAACCGAAAAGUCAAGUUGCAUCACAACCGAUCGCGGCGGUCGAUAUUUACUGGGUUUCUUUUGUUUCCAGCCAAUGCACACCCAUAGUGAACUCAAGAAACUGCACUCGUGUAAAUGGACCUUUCAAAUUAUCAAUCAAACAACUGAAAAAUCAAAACACAAACACACGCGCUGUCUCUGACGACCACAAAGGCACAUGUUUACGUGCGUACGUGCAUUACGCCGUCGUUGGGUUGGACCUUAGAACAAUACCCAAUGGGCAGGGCUUUUGAAAAGUUCAUUCAGAAUACUGUACUAAGAAUGUAUAUGAACGUUUAUAUAGUAUAGAUUUUAUAUAUUUAAUACGGCGUGUAAAUAAAAUGUACAAUUCGUUUUAUAGAUAUUCUUUUAAGAUUUUAUUGUUUUUCAUGUGGAAUUACAUAUUCAUAGACAAACACAACAGAAACAUGUAAAGGCUAUUUAUAAUGAAUUUUACUGUAGCGAAAACUACUUUUUAUCGGUUUCUGGAAGUUAUUUUAAUUUUAAAAUGAGUUAGGCCAAUCCAACGUUUCAAUUGAAUUGCUUAGACGUCCUUGAUAGGGCUAUAGAAAUUGAACUGCGCAUGCCCGUAUUCAAAGUCACUCGACGUUGUGUGUAUGUUGUUUAUGUGCCGAUCGACCUUGAUAUGGGCAGUUCAAACUAUAAAUUGAUUAAAAUAGUUGCAGCUGCAAGUAUAUUACCCAAGUUGAGAAUUAGCUCGUGUAAUGUUUUCCGCCUUCCAAUUCUUAGAUCUCUGAAGUCAAAGCUAAUUAUCACAAAUGUAUAUAAACCCAUCAUUAAGGCAUCACUCUGCAUCCUAAAAUCCAAAUCAAUGUUAAGACGUUCAUUAAGAAAUAUUCUGUUAUUUUAAUAAUGUUUAAGUGCAAUGAGUUAACCACAACCAUACGGCAAAAAAAAAAUUACUGAUGAUCCCUUUGUCCAUCACUGAUGAUCUUUGUCCUUGUAAGUGUUGUGGCUACGUAUAACUCUAAUAAAUAUUUGAAUUUUUCUAGUGGAAUUAUUAACUUAAAUCCCCUCGUGGUUUAAAAUUUCGGUUUUCACCAGUCAUAAUUGUAUAUCUUAUAAAGACCUAAUUAAAUAUACCAUGUAAUUA
Molecule: messenger RNA, 2119 nt
Organism: Anneissia japonica
Lineage: Eukaryota; Metazoa; Echinodermata; Crinoidea; Comatulida; Comatulidae
Product: collagen alpha-1(X) chain-like
Exons: 4
Coding region: 16-1074 (352 amino acids)
Molecular function (GO): protein binding
Source: RefSeq, a predicted model, not a curated record